This is a messenger RNA of Stereum hirsutum FP-91666 SS1, 2160 nucleotides long. RefSeq lists its product as uncharacterized. Gene Ontology annotation, molecular function: protein binding. The record is from RefSeq and is a predicted model, not a curated record. Bases 1 to 2160 code for a protein of 719 amino acids. Lineage: Eukaryota; Fungi; Basidiomycota; Agaricomycetes; Russulales; Stereaceae. The transcript has 4 exons.
AUGUCUUUCAACGCCCGCCGCAAAGAAAACCCGCCGUACGCGCCGCUGCAGCAGAAGCGCAAGCCAUUCUCCGAUAUAACCAACGAUAUCUUGGAUCCUCGAAGAUCUCUACGAGACGAACUCUCAGGCUCGAAUCUUUCAACCGAUUCCACCGAUACCGCUGCUCCUCCUUCUCCUCAGGCUCCCACUCGGCGACACUCUCCUCGUAUCUUCUCCGCACCUGUCACUGCUCCUACGUUUGGUCUGGGACUUGGGAGGCCUCCUCUUCGACAGACUAUAUCAAUGCGUGGUGCAUCUGUUCCUGUUGCUGGUGCCUCGAGAUUGACCCCAUUUCGGGACCCCACGCCAGACUUGACCGUCGAUAGCUCCAUCUCCCACGAACCGCUCGUUACCUCGCCAGCUACGGUUGACUGGGAACAGAAAACCACUCCGAAGAACACGGAAGCCAAACAAGGACUUCGUAAACUACUCUCUGACGAUAAGGACGACGUUCACACCGCCGCUCCUGCUGCAGCAUUAGGACUUGACCGCCCGCAUGCCUAUCCACCUAUCUUGUCUUCGAAGCCUCAAUCUCCUGCUGUCCAGCAUUCUAGCUCAGCACCUACUUCUUUGACGACGAACCUGUUGAGAUCGAAGACGCAUAAGGUUACCCAGGGUCAGGUCGUCGUCCUCCCUUCGAAAUCUCUCUUGGUGGAUUUUCGUGAGGGCGAGAGACGGAAGGGACGUCAAGGCAACGAAGUGUUAGUAAUCAGUCCCGAUGGCGAACAGAUACAAGUGUUCAGCGCUCCACAUUUGAGCACGCCAUGUUGUUUAGCAGAAGCGAGCGCGACAUACAGCCUCGAAGAUCUUCCCGAGCCGUAUCUCAAAGUGUACCAGCAAGCUGCUCGAGUGAUAGAGCAUGUCAAGAAGAAGGUUCCCGAGUUGAUACUUUAUCGAAGUAACUGCACGUGCACUCUCAUGGCCAACUCUCCGAACGCGGAUAUGACCAUCGCACUUGAUACCCCCUCAACUGCUUCUACAGUGUCGCCUGCAUCGUCUCAUAAUGCAUCCUCUGCAACUAUGCUGGUGCGUUUGUCUCGGAAACAGCGCACGGUCGAACUUUCUACGUCUGUCUCAGGGUCUACGAAGUCUGGCUCUGCUACUGGGGAGUGGAACAAGAAGGUGCUCUUUUGGAAUCAAGACGGUGGUGCAUCUGGUGGUCUCGUCAAGAAGGACUGGACCUCUCUGGGCUCGAGGGAGCAGGAAGCAAUCCGUGUUCUUCAGGAUUUUUUGCUGGUAGUGAAGGCUGUCGAAGCUGGAGAACGGACACCUGCUUCACUUUCUUCUCCGGGACUUUCAGACAAGCAGGCUACAGAAGGUCUCUAUCGCAUAGACAACGACAUGCCUGCUGUUCCUAAUCCCGCUUCCUUCUCUCGCACCGAACCCGCGCCACCCAUAGUCGAACGGCCACUCUCCUCUCAACGAAAGAGAACGCUCCGCUUCAGUCCCUCCGUCCAAGAACUCUCAACCGCAGCAGCAACCGGGGCGUCCUCUUUCCUCUCCACCUCCAAGCACCUCUCCGAGCUCACCAUCGGCCCGCGCCCCAAACUCUCCAAAUCCUCUCCGCGAUUCAAUAUUCCAGAUGACACCAUGCGUAAGGCCAGCAGUACCGUUUUCGAUCCCAUUCCGGACAGUCACGAUGAAGACUACGAUCCCGAUUCAACGCCAAAGACGAAAGGCUACCGACGGAGGUCUCCGUCUUUCGGAUUGGGCUCGAGCUAUCCGAAAAAGGCGAAGAGUGCCGUCUCGAUGCUCGUCGAUAAUGAGAUUGAGUGGCCCUCCAUGCGAAGUCCGCCAGGACCGUUGCAGACGAGGUUCAUACCGGACGUAGGGUGGUGUGUAAGAUACGCACCAAUCCGGAGUGGAAACGCUGGGGACGCAAAUGUAAGCGGGAUGAGUGCGGGAGGCGGAGGGAGGUACAGGAUUAUGUUUUUGGACGGGGUGGAGUUGGAGGUUGACGUGGACAAGGAGAGGAUAGAGUUCGUGGGGCAGGAUGGGCAGGUUUCUUCGUAUUCGAUACGCGAGGGUCAUUUGAAGCGAGCGGUUGGGGAACGGAUGAAGGUGUUUGAGGACUUUGUGUCCCUUUUCGACGAUCAGGAUUAUGACGAGGAGCAGGGGUAA